Molecule: messenger RNA, 2001 nt
Organism: Oryza brachyantha (malo sina)
Lineage: Eukaryota; Viridiplantae; Streptophyta; Magnoliopsida; Poales; Poaceae
Product: GDSL esterase/lipase At5g45910-like
Exons: 4
Coding region: 68-1207 (379 amino acids)
Molecular function (GO): hydrolase activity, acting on ester bonds
Source: RefSeq, a predicted model, not a curated record
CUUCAUAAUUCAGAGUUCAUGCGUAUACUUGUUGCUACGUUCUUAUCUUCAGAAAUCAGGAGAAAUCAUGAGGAUGAGGCAGAAAGAUUUGUGGGUACAGAUCCUUGUGCUGCUGUCGAGCGUGGCCUACUCGCUUGAGCUGGAUUACACCUCGAUUUUUAGCUUCGGAGAUUCCUUCUCCGACGCCGGCAACAUCGUCUUCAUCUACGGCCACAGGAAGCCCGACCUUACCAUGGUCAAACCGCCGUAUGGAAUGACCUUCUUUGGCCACCCCACCGGCCGCCUCUCCGAUGGAAGAUUGAUCGUAGAUUUCAUCGCCGAAGCACUGGGCCUCCCUCUGCCUCCACCGUCGUUCGCCGCCAACCGGAGCUUCGAGCAGGGCGCCAACUUCGCGACGGCCGGCGCCACGGCGCUGAACCGUGCGUUCUUCGUGGACAACAACUUCACGGUGCUGUCUCCGUUCAACAUCUCGCUCGGCGACCAGCUCGGGUGGUUCGACGACAUGAAGCCGUCGCUCUGCGGCGCCGGCGGCGAGCCACGUCGGUGCGAGUGCUACUUCUCGAACUCUCUCUUCUUCGUCGGCGAGCUCGGAUGGAACGACUACGCGUCCGUGCUGUUCGCCGGCAGAGGCGUCGACGAGGCGAGGUCUCACACCCCCGAGAUCGUCAGAACGAUCUGUGCAGGCACACAGAAACUCAUCGACGACGGUGCGAGGACGGUGGUCGUGUCGGGAGUCUCGCCGAUGGGAUGCACGUCGGGGAACCUCGUGCGGUUCGCGAGCUCAAGCGAAGCAGACUACGAGCCGGACACCGGCUGCCUGAGGAAGCUGAACCUUCUGUCCAUGGAGCACAACCGGCAGCUCCGUCAGGCCCUGGCGCAGCUCGCCGGCAGGAACCCCGGCGCGAGGAUCAUCUACGGCGACUUCUACGCCCCCAUCGCCGAGCUCGCCGCGACGCCCCGCCGCUUCGGGAUCGACGGGGAGGAGGGCGCCCUGCGAGCUUGCUGCGGCAGCGGCGGCGGGCGUUACAACUUCGACCUGAACGCGACGUGCGCCAUGCCCGGCGCGACCACCGCCUGCGAGCACCCGUCGGCGUACGUGAACUGGGACGGAAUCCACCUCACCGAGGCGGCGUACCACCACGUCGCCGAUGGCUGGCUGAGAGGGCCGUACGCUCACCCGCCCAUACUGAGCUCGCGUUCGCGAUAGCCGCAGCCGCAGGCCGCGGCGUCUCUCUCUCUGCUCAGUUUGGGACCUUUGGGUUUUGUGGGAGCUGUUCUAAGGUACUUCAUCUUACCAAUAAGGUAAUCCUCAAUAAUUGACACGAUUACCUAGAAUAACAUGUCAUCUAAAAAGUUUAAAAUUAGGAUAAAACACCUCUCUCAAUAUAUAGUUUCAUCUAUUAUUGUUUCCUAAUUACAUGCAAUACACGGGCUGUCUAGGCAACAGUGCAUAGAAGGUUUCAUCCCUAUGAAACUUAUUUCAUCUCUCUCUUCAUUAAUAUUUUACAACAUCAUCAAAAAUAUUUAUAUGAUAUCUUAUUUAUUGUUCAUAAAACUCCUAUUGAGAUUAGCCUAAGGAGGUAGAUGUUUUCCUAUCCUUAGUAGGUACCAUGAGGUACUACUUCCAUGUAAAAUUUGGUACCUUUCUAAUAUCUAAAGUAGCAAGAGAUAUUAAAUUUUACAUAAAAAAAUUGCUCUUCGUAUAAUCCUAGCCCUUGAUUAUUAGUGUUUUUUUUAUAAAAACAACUGCAUGAUUUCCCUAGUACGUAAAUCACAUCAUAAAUAAAAAGGAAAGGAAGAAUACAGGUAGCUUCCUUUCCAAAUUAUAAUCACGCAUGCAUGAAUUAGUAUGUCCUACAGAUCUAUCAUGAACGUUUUCAUGCAUGUUUAUUCUAAUUUCAAUCCUAAACCACAAAAAUAAUAAAAUUUACUAUAAGAAUAUUCCAAAGUUUCUGUUGCAGCGAAAGCGGAUUCAAACAAACAUAUUUGCUUUAUAUGAUG